Messenger RNA from Rhodamnia argentea, 2224 nucleotides. RefSeq lists its product as uncharacterized. The record is from RefSeq and is a predicted model, not a curated record. The transcript is spliced from 5 exons. Lineage: Eukaryota; Viridiplantae; Streptophyta; Magnoliopsida; Myrtales; Myrtaceae. Bases 380 to 1747 code for a protein of 455 amino acids. Gene Ontology annotation, biological process: lipid catabolic process.
UAAGCAAAGCAAAGCACCACAAUGAUCUGGAAAUCAUCAACCACAUCACCCACAAAGCACAAGAAAGACAGAGACGAGCGAGCGACCCACCAUCACUGAGCAAAAAGCAAGAGCACAGAUCCAGAGUCAGCUAAAAAGCGAAAGAGCUAGCCUCUUCCAUUUCGAGAAUCAAGGAAGACCCCCAUUACCUCUCCCUUUGCUGAACACGAUAAAAGAUGCGACCUUUCCGUGUUCCGGACGCCCGCAGCCGCCUCCACCUCCAUCCCUCAUUGCCCUGACGUCGAAACUCGCCGACGUCGGCACCAUCUCCUUCUUCGAUCGCGGCGGUUGAAAGAAAUCAAUAAACCGGGAGUGGGAGCCGGAGUCUCCUCGACCUGCCAUGUCGGUCUCCUGCGGCGUGGAGUGCGUGGUGAUCCUGGGCUUCUCCCGGUGGGUCUGGAAGCGCUGCACCUACGUCGGCUCCGACGACAGCGCCACGUGGCCCCCCGCCACCCCCGACGAGUUCGAGCCCGUCCCCCGCGUCUGCCGCCUCAUCCUCGCCGUCUACGAGCCCGAUCUCCGCCACCCUAAGUUCCCCCCCUCCGGCGGCUACCGCCUCAACCCCGACUGGCUCGUGAAGCGCGUCACCUACGAGCAGACCCUCGGCCAUGCCCCGCCCUACAUCAUCUACGUCGACCAUGACCACCGCGAGAUCGUCCUCGCGAUCCGCGGUCUCAACCUCGUCAAGGAGAGCGACUACCAGCUCCUGCUGGACAAUCGGCUCGGCAUGCAGAUGUUUGACGGGGGCUACGUCCACCACGGGCUGUGGAAGUCCGCGAUUUGGCUGUUGAAUGAGGAGUCGGAGACGUUGAAGAGGCUGUGGGUGGAGAACGGGUCGAAUUACGACAUGCUUUUUGCGGGGCAUUCCCUCGGGUCCGGCGUGGCUUCUCUCUUGGCGGUGAUCGUGGCCAACCAUGGGGAUAAUCUGGGUGGAGUUCCGCGGAGUAAAGUGCGGUGUUACGCGGUGGCUCCGGCGAGGUGUAUGUCGCUUAAUUUGGCGGUGAAGUAUGCUGACGUGAUUCACUCUAUAAUCUUGCAGGAUGAUUUUUUACCACGAACUGCUACUCCGUUGGAGGAUAUUUUCAAGUCAAUUUUCUGCUUGCCAUGCUUACUGUUUGCCGUCUGCCUGAGGGACACGUUUGUACCGGAGGGUAGGAAGCUCAGAGACCCGAGGAGACUUUAUGCACCUGGAAGAAUGUAUCAUAUUGUAGAAAGAAAAUUCUGCAGAUGUGGGAGGUUUCCUCCAGAAGUAAGAACUGCUAUUCCGGUUGAUGGGAGAUUCGAGCAUAUCGUCUUAUCUUGUAAUGCCACAUCUGAUCAUGGAAUUAUAUGGAUAGAAAGAGAAGCAGAAAAGGCUUUGCAAAGAAUGAGGGAAAGCAGUGCCAAGACCGUAACAACUGCUCCAAGCAUACAAAAGAUCGAGAGGUUGAGGACGAUAGAGAAGGAACAUAAAGAUGCACUGGAAAGAGCAGUGAGCUUAAACAUUCCCCAUGCCGUGACCUCUCUGGACGAGGAAAACCCAGAUUCAAAUCCUCAAGAGGAAAAGUCGCAGCCUUCACGGGAAGAAAAGUCUGCUGAUGUCGUCCUGGAUGACAAAGCCAGGCCUCACGAUGCGAGGACCAAUUGGGAUGAAGUUGUCAAGAAGGUCAUGAAGAGAGAUAAAUCAGGGAAGCUAAGUCUUAAGAGAGAAACAAAUGACCCAACGUAGCGCUUCGGGCAUUCUUCUUCUCCGGACUUUGCUUUCCGGGGCGCGUCCUUCAUUGGAUCUAUCCUUUUCAUUUUUAUGGGGGCGUAUUAACUUGUCCUUUUGGCGGGAACAGGAUUCUGCAGAAUCCUUCUGCAGCUCGUGAUCCUUAGAUUCUCAAUGAUUCUUUUACGGCUGUUCGGCCUCUCGUCGUUGUUACUUCUUUCUUGCCGCUUCUUUUUUUCGCUGUAUAGCAUUCUACAGAGAGUGAAUCGGCUGUGACGGAUAAGGUGAACUCAUUUACCAUACUUUAGGUGGUUGCAAUACCUUUAGAGAAGUGAUGCUGGAGGAAUGGUGCCUGGGUUCAUCAUUGAAAAUGAUCUUCACAUUUGGUGUGUUCUGUUUAGCUACCUAAACCGUUAGCUCCUAUGGUUCAUUUUACUCGUCAAUAAUCACUAUUAACAUCAUUUAUUAAAUAAAAUUGGUACAUUCGUUAGUAUA